AUGGACAGAUUUGCCUCGAGUUCUGGCGAUCGCCCAGAUACAUCUGGCAAUGCGCGCUUCACAUCCCAGGCUGCGACAGCCGAGGAUUUGCUUAAGGCGCAAACUGUCGGGCUCGUCAACCUGAAUGAUUACCGCAAGCGACGCGCCGAGGCGCUCGAUAGGAAGGAGCGAGGUGACGCUGCGAUCAACUCAGGCGAAAACACACCCGCCGAAGGGGCAUCGACGCCGAAGCCCGUUUUCAAGAAGAAGCGCAAAGUAGCUGGUAAAGGCAAGCUCUCAUUCGGCAUAGAUGAAGACGAAGACACCGAAUCCAAUGCUUCGAAGACGUCUACCCCUCGCGAAAGCACCCCCACCGAAACAUCUGCCCCAGAAGUUGAAGUGAAGGUGUUCAAGAAGAAGCUCGGCGCAAACUCGAGCAUCGGUCUCAAGCCCCGUGUCAUGACCAAGACAGCUCUCCAACGCGAAGCCCAGCAAGCAGAACAGGCACGGCAAGACUUUAUACUCAUGCGCGACUCCGUAAAGGCGACCGAAGUAGUGAUACCUUUUGUCUUCUAUGAUGGGACCAAUGUUCCAGGCGGAAGAUGCAGGAUAAAGAAGGGCGAGCAGAUAUGGUUGUUUCUAGACAAAGCCCGAAAAGUGGGUGCAGAGCUAGGCGUGGGAGGAGACAAGAGUCGAAGAGAUUGGGCUAGGGUCAGCGUAGAUGACUUGAUGCUUGUCAGAGGUGAAGUCAUAUUACCGCAUCACUACGAGAUCUACCACUUCUUGUUUAACAGGGUCACUGGCUUCGAUGGCCCGAUCUUCGACUACUCAGCACAACCCACCAAAGCCACUCCCAGCACGUCCGAUGCCGACGCCGAAGUAGAUCCUGCUACAUACGACCCACUUGCUCAGCCCUCUAAGAAGAAGAGCAAAGAGUCUAGUAUACCAGAUGAGGAACUCGAGGGCUUCGGUGAAGAUCCAGCAAUAACCAAAGUCGUUGACAGGCGUUGGUACGAGCGCAACAAGCAUAUCUUCCCCGCGAGCACGUGGACAGAGUACGCACCAGACAAGGACCUGUCAAAGGUGCAGCGAAAGGACAACGAAGGCAAUGCCUUCUUUUUCUCGUAA
Messenger RNA from Alternaria alternata, 1107 nucleotides. RefSeq names its product XAP5-domain-containing protein. Gene Ontology annotation, cellular component: nucleus. The coding region runs from base 1 to 1107 and encodes 368 amino acids. Gene Ontology annotation, biological process: chromatin organization. NCBI's taxonomy places the organism in Eukaryota, Fungi, Ascomycota, Dothideomycetes, Pleosporales, Pleosporaceae. The transcript is spliced from 3 exons. The record is from RefSeq and is a predicted model, not a curated record.